CAGACACAUGUAUCACUUUACUGUUGGUUUAUAGUAUAUUUAUGUAUAGAUACAAAUACACAACAGUGAUUUAAGAAAAAAAUAAUCGCUUUAUGGCUGGCAGUGCGGCAAAUUUCCAAAAAAACCCGUAUCAUUACUUCUCUCCCUACUUUAUAAUGCUAAGUGUUUGUCACAAUGAUGAGAGGAGUGUUGCUGCUGCCCCACCUAUAACUGCAACAGACAACGUAAAGGGGCUGCGUUAGAAAACGCCUUCACGUUGUUAAACUUUAUUAUUUAGGACCGUGUCGCUCGGCGUGCCAGCAGUUAGCUCAGCUAGCAGAAGCUCGGCGCAUAGCAAGCCGCUUUGUUCUCACAUAACCUAUCACUGAGUUUCACCAGAGGGACAGAAAAGCACAUUUUUCUCUCCCUUGACAGUCAUGGCGUCUUCCCCUCCACACAACUUCUCCUGGGUUGAACCCAAGAAGCUGGCCGGGUUGGCCAUGCCCAGGAUGCCGAGUGAAUACCGCUACCUGCUGGACAACGGAGUCAGACACCUCGUUUGUCUGUGCGAGAGGAAACCACCGAACCACGACACCUGCCCAGAGCUGCAGCUUCACCACAUCAAGAUAGCGGACUUCACUCCUCCUUCUCCCGGUCAGAUUGAUCAAUUUCUCUCCAUCGUGGAAGGAGCCAACUCCAAAGGAGAGGGCGUGGCCGUCCACUGCAUGCACGGCCACGGCAGGACGGGCACCAUGCUGGCCUGCUACCUGGUCAAGAACAGGAAGAUGUCCGGGGCCGACGCCAUCGCAGAGAUCCGCAGGAUCCGGCCCGGCUCCAUCGAAACCCACGAACAGGAGAAGGCCGUGGUGCAGUUCUCCCAGCGCACAAAGUAGCUUUCCUAUGACGGCGAACAUGAAAUUAUGUCUGCACUGGAACUGGAUGCACUCAGUGAUUUGGAAAUGAGAUGUGGAAUUAGGGAGUGUGUGUGCUAAAAGUAUAUUCAAUUUAAAUAAAUCACUAAUUCUGAUGUUGGCGUUACUGGGACAAAGGCUUCUGGUUUUAAAGACGCACACCCUGCCUUCUUUGUUGUACUGCACCUUAGAAAGGCGCUCAUUGUUUCACAUUUUGUCACCUUUCAACCAACAACUUUUAACGUGUUUUAGUCUGAUUUUAUCGAAUUACACUUUUUGUCAUGUAAAAUUCUAUUAAAAUUCACAGAAAUCUGUGCAUGUAAUGCAACAAGAAGUUUUUAUUUUUAUUUAUUUUUUAAAUUCUGUUCAGAGGUUUUCUUUGAGAAAACUAGGAACCUUCACUUAAGCGCUCGUUGCCAGGGAGAAAAGAUGCCGACGCUCCCUUAAUGUGAGCUUCUCAGGAGCCGACGCCAUCUUGAUUUUCUCCGACGGCUUCCUGCUAACGCAAAACCACGCAGAUACUUGAAAUUAGUGGUUUCCACGGACACAAGCAAGUUGCUGUGUUUCAUGUAUAGGGUCUGAGAAUUUGUAUUACUCAGGGAUAAGUUUUUAUUUCUUAGCAUUUGUGAAUGCUGAACAUGUUCUGGACCCUAAACGUGCUUCAAAGUGUAAACUCACUCAUCUGACGCUGCUUUCAGUCCAUUUUCUCUGAGAUCUGCCAAAAACAUAAAAGAAUGCUAUUUUUGUCAUGUAAAAUAAAAUUCACUUUUGAAUGAUCCUUUAA
Molecule: messenger RNA, 1674 nt
Organism: Xiphophorus couchianus (Monterrey platyfish)
Lineage: Eukaryota; Metazoa; Chordata; Actinopteri; Cyprinodontiformes; Poeciliidae
Gene: dusp23b
Product: dual specificity phosphatase 23b
Exons: 3
Coding region: 417-872 (151 amino acids)
Biological process (GO): protein dephosphorylation
Source: RefSeq, a predicted model, not a curated record